AAGAGCGUAAAUAUGUUGGUUCCGCAACAAGUGCUAGAUGUCACUUUUACGGUUGCAUCGGAGUCAUCGUCACUACCUGUAAGUAGAUCAUGGUGUAUGGGUUGACGUUUUGGAAAGUUUCUAAGUUUGAAUAUAUAAAGAAAUAUGGAGUAUGUUGAGGAUCGCAGUUAUUUCCAGACAAUUUGGGCUCCGAUUGCCUCUGUGGGAUGGUACAUCGUAGGACUCGCGGUUAUUGCGUAUUUCGCGUUUCCGCACAUUGAAGAGAAAUAUAAGAGUUGGAAACUUACGAGAAAACGGCAGGAUAAUGCUGCGUUUAGCAAGAAAAUAGACCAAUUACCACAAAUGUCGGCCAAUGUAGAGUCAGCGCGACAGAAAAUGCAGGAAGUCUACAACAAGAGUUGCGCCUUGGCGCAGGUGAAAGAAGAAGAGGAAAAGGAGAAGAAAAGACAGAAAGUUUUGAAAAUGUUAGAGAAAAAAAAUGUGGGUAGAAAACUGGGUGAUCCAGACGAUGAUACACCUAGUACAAGCACUAAAUCAAAUUCACUUAAAUCAGGCUAUAAUCCUUUGGUGGGUGAUAAUGCUCGAGGGUAUCGUCCCCCGAAACGUAGCUGCUGCAAAAAGGGUGGAUGCGGUUAAUCAUAGUUUUCAAAUCUCAUGAAAAUCGCUCAUUCUUGCAAAACAAAUAUUAUGUUACGAAAAUUAACGGGGAAAGGAAAUAAUCGUUAUACUCGUUACUGCAAUUAAUAAGUUUCGUAAUCGUUAAAAUGAGAGGGCAAAUGUGCAAAUACAUAUACACACAUAAAA
Ooceraea biroi (clonal raider ant) is the source of this 804-nucleotide messenger RNA. RefSeq lists its product as uncharacterized. The record is from RefSeq and is a predicted model, not a curated record. Gene Ontology annotation, cellular component: endoplasmic reticulum membrane; Derlin-1 retrotranslocation complex; Derlin-1-VIMP complex. Gene Ontology annotation, biological process: endoplasmic reticulum unfolded protein response; retrograde protein transport, ER to cytosol. Lineage: Eukaryota; Metazoa; Arthropoda; Insecta; Hymenoptera; Formicidae.